Messenger RNA from Ipomoea triloba (trilobed morning glory), 710 nucleotides. RefSeq names its product dynein light chain 1, cytoplasmic-like. The transcript is spliced from 3 exons. Gene Ontology annotation, molecular function: dynein light intermediate chain binding; dynein intermediate chain binding. Lineage: Eukaryota; Viridiplantae; Streptophyta; Magnoliopsida; Solanales; Convolvulaceae. Gene Ontology annotation, biological process: microtubule-based process. The coding region runs from base 120 to 488 and encodes 122 amino acids. Gene Ontology annotation, cellular component: dynein complex. The record is from RefSeq and is a predicted model, not a curated record.
UGAAAGAGGACCACCGCCACUAACACCACACCACACACAAUCAUUCACCCCUUCCCCCAACUCCAUCACCUCCGCCCUCUCUCUGUUCUCACAAAUCCCAAUCUCCGACACAAACAAAUAUGAGCGAAGAUUCCAAAAGAAAUGAUGGCGGAGCUCUCGUGGCCAAGCCGCCCGCCGCCGACGAUCGGAAAUCUGCAUCCCCGCCCGCGUCUUCUAUUACCGUGUCCAAGAAAGUCAUCAUCAAAAGUGCCGAUAUGAAGGACGAUAUGCAGAAAGAGGCCGUCGAUAUCGCUAUUGCGGCAUUCGAGAAGAACAGCGUGGAGAAGGAUGUAGCUGAGCAUAUAAAGAAGGAGUUCGAUAAGAAGCAUGGCCCGACUUGGCAUUGCAUUGUUGGCAAAAAUUUUGGUUCCUAUGUGACUCACGAAACAAACCACUUUGUCUAUUUCUACUUGGAUUCAAAAGCUGUGCUUCUCUUCAAAUCAGGUUAAGCUUGGUGGUGACAGUGAUAAUGAUGCUAGAGCUUGCUUGCCCUCUUUCUCUUGGUAUGCAUUUUAUUUUUAAACUUGUGUGCAAAUCAUGUAGCUCGAGAUUCGGUGUAUAUUUGUUUCGACUUGUAAACACAUGAAUGGAGUUGAUCGGAGUGUUUCCCUCCCAGUUUUGGCUUUUGUCUAUAAACGUAAAUGGACUUGUGCCACUAAUAAUUGGUUUGA